UCCACGUGUGAGAGCAGCACAGUCACAUUGGCAGGUCCACAGCUCCACGAUGAAACGGCCAAAGUUAAGGAAAGCCAGCAAGCGGCUCUCUUGUUCAAAGCGUUAUAAAAUACAGAAAAAGGUCCGGGAGCACAACAGAAAGCUAAGAAAAGAGGCAAAGAAGAAAGGAGUGCACAAACGAGCAAAGAAGGACCCCGGUGUACCCAGCAGUGCUCCCUUCAAAGAGGAGGUCCUCAGAGAGGCAGAGGAGAGGAGGCAACAGAUAGAAGAAGAAAAACAAAGAAAGAGACAAGCUAAAAAAGAGGAGCGAGCCCAGAAGAGGAAAAAGGAGAAAGAGGCUGAAAGUAAAGAAACAGAACCCAAGGCCAAGAGGGCUCGGGAGGAUGAUCUUAUAAAGCCCUCAGAGAAACAGACCCCCCCAGACAAGAAUUCAAAACAGUACCUUUGCUCUCAAUUAAACAAGGUAAUUGAUGCGUCAGAUGUAGUGUUAGAAGUCCUCGAUGCUCGCGAUCCACUGGGGUGCAGGUGUCCACAGCUGGAGCAGGCGGUGCUGCAGAGGGAAGGCAACAAAAAACUUCUUUUGGUUCUAAACAAAAUAGAUCUGGUACCAAAAGAAAAUGUGGAGAGGUGGAUACAGUGUUUACAGCUGGAGUUUCCGGUGGUGGCGUUUAAAGCAUCAACACAGAUAAAGGACAAAACAGUGCAAGCCAAGAAGCGCAGGAUAGUGGCCUCCAAUGAAGUCCUGGACAAAUCCAGAGCAGCAGCCUCCUUUGGGAACAGCUGUCUCGCUAAGCUCCUUACAAGUUUGGCUAACACACAGAAUAAUGAUUCCCUCAGAGUGGGCGUAGUUGGUUUUCCUAAUGUGGGGAAGAGCAGCAUCAUUAACAGUAUGAAGGGGAUCCUUGCAUGCAAUGUCAGUGUCAAGAGAGGCGUCACAAAAUCCAUGCAGGAGGUGCACAUCUUAAAGAAUGUGAAGCUAAUAGACAGCCCAGGAGUCGUAGCCUCACCGUCCAACCCACCAGCCUCUAUGGCUCUGAGGAGCCUGCAGGUGGAGGAGGGUCAGGAGACUGUGCUGGAGGCUGUCAGGACUCUGCUCAAGCAAUGCGACAAGACACAGAUCAUGCUUCAAUACAAUGUCCCGGACUUCAGGAACUCUCUGGAGUUUUUAACCUUGUUCGCCAAAAAGCGAGGGUAUCUGAAGAAGGGCGGAGUCCCUAACUCAGAGGAGGCAGCCACAGUUUUCCUUGCUGAUUGGACAGGAGCCAAGAUGAGCUAUCACUGUAAGCCACAGGAGAACCACAGCCUCCCUGCCUACAUGUCCGACGCUGUGGUCGCUGAGAUGCAGAACGGCUGGAACCUAAACCAACUGAAAAAGGGCAACGAGGAAACUCUGAAAGGCGUUAAAUUCCCAAACCAGGCCAGCAGUAUAAGCCUCAUCUCCAAAGGCCCGACUGCAGGCCUGCUCAGUGUCAGCUACAUUUCUGAAGAAAAACCUGGUGCUGCAACCACAGAGGGAGAGGCAGGGCUGAAUGACAAGAAUACUGAGCCUGAACAAACCACAGAGGACACAAAUGAAACAGCAGAACCGGAGAAACCACAGAAGGCAUCACUCAAAAAAAAACCAGGCCAUGUGCUGUUCCAGUCUGUCCCCAUUGACCUCAGCCUCUCUACAGAUGACGCCUAUGACUUCAACACAGAUUUUAAAUGAGCUUUCCCUUCACACCGUUUCUUGAUCUUGUGCCUGUGUUCAUGUUAUCUGGUGGCUCUGCAGACUGUCACAUACAUGCUGAUGUAAAGGAUCACUGUCAGACAGACAAAGUUGAUUCAGAGUCACAGUGUGAAAGGCAUUGCCUGGGUGGAUGGUUUCAGGACCUGCUUCAAACUUUGAAUGUGGAAGACCAGACAAGGACUAAGCCCUGCCCAGGAAAUUGACUUUAUGUGGUUUUGUGUAUACACUUCUCCCAGAUGUUCAUUUGUAAUAUUUUCUUCAUGCAAAAUACUGUAUAUAGACGACAUAAACGUAAUAAACCCAUU
Chelmon rostratus (copperband butterflyfish) is the source of this 2034-nucleotide messenger RNA. It is a transcript of the gene gnl3, whose product is annotated as guanine nucleotide binding protein-like 3 (nucleolar). The record is from RefSeq and is a predicted model, not a curated record. Gene Ontology annotation, molecular function: GTP binding. Gene Ontology annotation, cellular component: nucleolus. The transcript has 15 exons. Lineage: Eukaryota; Metazoa; Chordata; Actinopteri; Chaetodontiformes; Chaetodontidae. Bases 50 to 1708 code for a protein of 552 amino acids.